AAGUGCAGUUUACAAAUACAGUUCACACUCAACACAAUGAGGCUGGUCAUCCUUGUGUGUCAGCUUGGCCUUAUUCUGAGGACCGAGGCACAGAUACCAUCCGCCUGCAUUGUUAGCAGUACAAACAGACCUCCAGAAAACUCAGACAUAACUGUGGUCUGCGGCACCGAGCGUAUGGAACUGAGCAUCUACCUUUGCCCAGUGUACCAAGCUCUUUACAACGAGUCACUGAUGGUCCUCAAUAAUCAGUAUAACAUACCUAAGUGUUUUGGGACUGCUGACUGGAGCGUUGACCCACCAGUCUUAAAAUUCAGAUUCCCCAUAAAUGAUAGUUCCAUCUCAUCCUGCAAUAAUAACUUUAAGAUAAUCAAUCAGGUUGGGAGUGGAGCGUUUGCUGACUUCUCAAAUGUCCAGUUCGUCAACAUCUCUGGCACUGUUACGUCUAUAGAUCCCUCUGCAGGUAUGAUCACCUAUCGCCCGCAGAUCCUGUACAAGUUCUCCUGCAUGUACCCGAUGCAGUAUCUACUAAACAACACUGAAGUGGCCGUAUCAGGUGCGAAUCUUGCCAUAAGAGACAACAAUGGUAGCUUCAUCAGCACACUGAGUAUGCGGCUCUACAAAGACGGACAGUACCAAGAGAUUCUUACUAUCCCACAAUCAGGACUCAACCUGAAGACCAAGAUUUAUGUUGCAGUUACGGCUACCAAUCUAACAGACAGGUUCAACGUGCUGCUGGACAGAUGCUACGCCACAACAAGUCCACAUCCCAUGCUCAAAACCUACUAUGACCUUUUUAUAGGGUGUACACGUGAUGCACAAACUAAGGUGGAGCUCAAUGGGGCGUCUCAGAGGGCACACUUCUCCUUUGAGGCCUUCAGAUUCGUGGAGCACAAAAAUCUGACAAUUUCCACUUUCUACCUGCACUGCGUCACCAGACUCUGUGAGGUAUCUUCGUGUCGCGGAUUAAUGCCUGACUGUGGAGUUGCCAGGAGAAAGAGAGAGGCCCAGGAGGUGUUGGCCAACGCUACAGUCACCUCGCCUGCCAUUGUUGUGGGAAAACAGAGCAGUGGAGAUGCUCAAACAUUAUCGGCUUCUUACGCUAUGCCAUCUGAGAACUACAGCAGCCCUGUGGUGGCUGUAAUUGUCUGCAUCGUCAUCCUAACUAUUGUCCUCGUCACCAUGGCUGUUUACGUUGCGCUGUACAUCAGACGUAGAAAACCAGUCAUUCAGUAACAUCCCCUCCCUGACUGAGAGUGGAGUCACUUCAACUAUCUUCCAAACUACCAGUUUAAUACUUCAUCAUCUACAAAGCAUGGCCGUUAUGCUGCAGAGAUAGUAAAACAAGCCAUGAGAAACAAUAGUCAGAAAUAUUAUACUGUCAAACUACUAUUUAGCUUUUCAAUUUCACAAACAGCAUUAUAACAAAAUGGUCAGCAGUAAUCUAGGCUUGCAACUUAAUAAUCAUUCUGACAGUUUAUUAAUGUGGAGAUGGGGGCACAGAAUCUGUACAAUAGUUGUGUAUUAUAAUUGUUAGUUUUAAUCAUGUUGUCAGAGUCGUAUUGAAGUAUUUAAUGAAUGGUGUCAUCUUUUGUAGUUAUAAAUGGUGUACUUUUAAAGAUUUUCCCCUCCGGGAUCAAUAAUUUCUGUUUCUGAUUCUGAUUUAAAAUGUUUUUAAUAAGAAUGAUGAAGAAAGUACUCAUGCUUUAUUCUUUGAUAAAACACACCAUUAAAUUCUUGAUUUUAA
This is a messenger RNA of Siniperca chuatsi (mandarin fish), 1744 nucleotides long. Its product is annotated as zona pellucida-like domain-containing protein 1. Gene Ontology annotation, cellular component: cell surface. The record is from RefSeq and is a predicted model, not a curated record. Lineage: Eukaryota; Metazoa; Chordata; Actinopteri; Centrarchiformes; Sinipercidae. The transcript is spliced from 11 exons. Bases 37 to 1233 code for a protein of 398 amino acids.